This is a messenger RNA of Exophiala mesophila, 3270 nucleotides long. RefSeq lists its product as uncharacterized. Gene Ontology annotation, cellular component: endoplasmic reticulum; membrane. Bases 337 to 3117 code for a protein of 926 amino acids. Gene Ontology annotation, molecular function: dolichyl-phosphate-mannose-protein mannosyltransferase activity. NCBI's taxonomy places the organism in Eukaryota, Fungi, Ascomycota, Eurotiomycetes, Chaetothyriales, Herpotrichiellaceae. Gene Ontology annotation, biological process: protein O-linked glycosylation via mannose. The record is from RefSeq and is a predicted model, not a curated record. The transcript is spliced from 2 exons.
CCUUCAUCUACCUAACGGACUACAUCUUCAUCUGCUGUCUUCAUCCUGUCCUCAGCUUCACUUCUUCCUUCUCUCCAUUCUACCCAUCCUCCCUCUACUUCUUCGUCUCUGUUCCCUACCCUCCUUUCCUCCUCUGCUGCCUACCUUGUGUCAUGGUGGCAUCAACCUAAACCUUCAUCCCACUUCUUCCUUCCUUACUUCUCGUCUUUCAUUCUGCCACCUUUAUUUCUUGGCCUCCUCCGACGGCCAUACGGCUUGCAAGAGCAUUGAUUGCUCUUUAAUUGCCCGUCCAUUCCUUGUGCUCCUCCACCUAGCCUCCUCAACACUUUGCCUGACAUGGCAGCCGGCACAACUCCACGAAGGCAAAAAGGCCACUCACCUGCACCUCCACCCCGGAACGCAGUCUAUUCACAAGUCACCGUCCCUCCAUCCACAAGCCAAAACAAAAGCAAAAAGAAGAAAAAGAGUUAUGCAUCUGAAGGGGUUAAAGACAAUGAUAUUUUCCUCUUACCUGUCUCCGACUACCAGAUCAUGGGUCUCCUGACCCUUGUGGCUGUCGUCGUCAGAUUGUUCCGCAUCCAUCAACCGACCAGUGUCGUCUUUGAUGAAGUCCACUUUGGGGGGUUCGCAACCAAAUACAUCAAGGGCAAGUUCUUCAUGGACGUCCACCCUCCGCUGGCCAAACUCUUGAUUACGCUCGCUGGGUGGCUUGCUGGUUUCAAAGGCGACUUCGACUUCAAAGAUAUAGGCAAGGAUUACUUAGAACCCAAGGUUCCUUAUGUCUACAUGAGACUCUUGCCCGCCAUCCUCGGUGUGUUCACCAUCCCAACCAUAUUCUUGACCCUCAAGGCCGCCGGUUGCAAGACCUUUACUGCCAGUCUGGGUGCUGCAUUGUUGAUCUUUGAAAAUGGCCUCAUCACUCAGUCACGUCUGAUCUUGCUGGACUCGCCUUUGGUCAUUUGCACAGCUUUUACCGCCCUGGCGUGGACAGCAUUCACCAAUCAACACGAACUCGGCCCAGAAAGAGCCUUCGAUGCUAGUUGGUGGUUCUGGUUAGCAGCCACUGGGUUCGGCCUCGGUGCGACACUCAGUGUCAAGUGGGUCGGUCUUUUGACCAUCGCCUGGGUGGGCAGCUUAACCGCUCUUCAACUCUGGCUCCUGCUGGGAGACAAUGUCAAUGUGACCCCGAGAAAAUUGUUCAAGCAUAUCUUUGCCCGUGUCUUCUGCCUGAUCGUCAUCCCGCUGAGCUUCUACAUCGGCAUGUUUGGCAUCCACUUUUUGUGCCUGGUCAAUCCGGGCGAUGGUGAUGGCUUCAUGUCGUCCGAAUUCCAAGCGACGUUGAACAACAAAGGGAUGGCGGAUACCCCAGCGGAUGUUGCCUUUGGCAGCGAGGUCAGCAUACGCCAUCAUAAUACCCAAGGUGGCUACCUCCAUUCACACUCUCACAUGUACCCCACGGGCAGCAAGCAGCAACAGGUGACACUCUAUCCUCACAAGGAUGAGAACAAUGUCUUCCUCAUUGAAAAUCAAACCCAGCCAGUCACCCAUGACAACGUGACCAUCCCCGGGCCACGUGCCUGGAGCAACCUGACAACAGAGUUCAUCAAAAAUGGCGAUGUCAUCAAAUUGUAUCAUGUCAUGACACACCGCCGCAUCCACUCACACGACGUGCGGCCCCCAGUCACCGAGGCUGAGUGGCAGCAGGAAGUCACGGCCUAUGGCUACGAAGGUUUUGAUGGCGACGCCAACGACUUGUUCAGAGUAGAAAUUGUCCCCAAUCUCUCCGACGGUGAGGAGGCCAAGACGCGGCUGCGAACCAUCCAAAGUAAAUUCAAGUUGGUCCACGUCAUGACGGGCUGUGUCUUGUUCUCUCACAAGGUCAAAUUGCCGGAUUGGGGCUUUGAGCAACAAGAGGUCACCUGUGCCAAAGGAGGUACUCUACCCAACAGUGUCUGGUACAUUGAACAAAACUACCACCCGCAGUUUAAUGAAACUGCCGAGCGAGUCAACUACCGCAACCCGGGCUUCUUGGGCAAGUUCUGGGAACUCCAAAAGGUCAUGUGGAAGACCAAUGCCGGCCUUGUCGAAUCGCACGCCUGGGACUCGCGGCCUGGCUCAUGGCCACUGCUGCGUCGUGGCAUCAACUUUUGGGGCAAGGAUCAUCGCCAGAUCUAUCUGCUGGGAAACCCCGCCAUCUGGUGGCCGUCGUCCUUGGCCAUCCUGACCUAUGUCGCGUUCAAGGCCAUCGCGGUUCUUCGCUGGCAGCGCAGCUUCAACGACUACUCCAAUGUCAACUUCAAACGGUUCGACUAUGAGAUCGGUCAGACCGUGCUGGGCUGGGCAUUCCACUAUUUUCCCUUCUAUCUGAUGGCUCGCCAGUUGUUCUUGCAUCACUAUUUCCCAGCUCUCUAUUUUGCCAUCAUCGGUCUCAUGCAAAUAUUCGACUUUGUCUUUUUCCGUAUCCCAGCACUCCGACUGAGUAGCCACCCAGAAGUCGGGCGUGGCGUCGGAAUUGCCUUCUUGGCAUUUGCUGUUGGAGUUUUUGCGCUAUAUGCUCCGUUGGCAUAUGGAAACGCGUGGACUCAAGACCAAUGCCGUGCUGUCAAGUUGUUCGAUACCUGGGACUUUGACUGUAAUACUUUCCACACUGACUACUCCAAAUAUUCCACUUCCUCGGUGUCAGAGGCUACACAGACAGUCCCCGCCGCUCAGAUUCAGUCAGAUCGAAAGGACAAGCCUGUCAUCUCGAGCGAUCCGAUCGGAGUUCCAAGUGGACAACAGAUUUUAGGCGAAGAGGAGCAUGUCGAGUAUCGAGACCAAGACGGAAACUUGCUCGACGAGGCACAAGUCAAGUCACUCUUUGAGGCGGGUGAGGCAAGUUUCCAGACCAAAUACGAGACACGGACGAGACUGGUGGAUGAGUAUGGCAAUGAGGUGCAAUCCUCUGGGGUCGCACCAGAGCACCCCGACGUGCAAGGUCAAAACCCUGACACCAGAGGCCUUCCAGAAGAAAAGGGCCGCAAUCAACCGGCCGAAGCCAAUGCUGGAGGAUCUGUCAAGCACGCAGAAGAUGGCAAGGCCAAACCGGCAAGCGACGCCAGCGAGGCUACGAAAUAGACGUGUGACAGAUGGGGCAUGCCGUGAAAUGUUCGAGAUGAAUCUUUUGUGUUGGCGAGAGAUUGAAAAGUCGAAUUUCAAGUUCAUGAGAAGACAUGAGAUCUUGUAUUCUGCCUGUAUACCAAUAAAUCUAGUCUUACUAUUCUGAUCAAA